GUCACAGCUACCUACCAAACCAUAGCUAGCUUAAUAUCCAUUCAGGAAGAAAGGUCUGAGUAGCUUAGCCUUUUUGCUAAAUUUCUUUAUAGUGCAAAAAAUGGCGUCUGUCAACCCGUUUAAUCUCAGUGAUUCUGAGGAAGAGGUGGAACGGCGACCGAAUGAAACAGUUGACACAGAGCGAAGCCCAAGCGACGGAGCACCCGGGCCGCCGCCAGGCAAUCCUUUCUCCCCUCCUGCGGACGCGGAGCCUCCGACGCUCCUGCUGUCUAGCAACCGGACGAGCCCCAGUGGCGAGGGCAUCCCUGUGUCGGCCGCGGCCACCACAGCUAUGGCAGGCAGCACCGAGACACGGGUGUCAGUGGAUGUCAUUGCUGCUCAGCUUUUACGGGACCAAUAUAUUCUCACGGCCUUGGAGUUUCACACUGAACUGUUGGAGGCAGGCAGAGAGCUACCGAGGCUCAGAGAUUAUUUCUCUAACCCGGGCAACUUCGAGCGCCAGAGCGGCACUCCUCCUGCCAAAGACCAGGUCCUUGGACCCGGCGGACCACUGAAUCGAGCAGGCAGCAUCAGCACCUUGGACUCUCUGGACUUUGCACGUUACUCAGACGAUGGCAACCGAGAGUCGGACGAGCGGGUGGCAGUGCUGGAGUUUGAGCUACGGAAAGCAAAGGAGACCAUUCAGGCUCUGCGCGCCAACUUGACUCAGGCAGCAGAGAGUGAAGUGCCCUCUCAGGAGAGGAAAAACUUCAAGUCGAGUCCUGAAAUUCAGGAGCCUAUACGCCCACUGGAGAAAAGAGCCUUAAACUUCCUUGUGAAUGAAUAUUUAUUAAAAAAUGAAUACAAACUGUCAUCCAUCACCUUCUCUGACGAAAAUGAUGAUCAGGUAAAGAUUUUCUGGCUGCGACUUGAGUUGUGGGAUGAUGUUGGUCUCAACAUCCCCAAACCUCCAGACCUAUUACAGCUCUACAGAAACUGCGGUACCCCCUUGCCUUCACCUCGGGACACAGUUGACAUUUCAGUGGGAGUGGAUUUUGGUGAUCUCCCUGGAAACUGCAUUGCCCAAGAUCCUCCAAAGAAGCCUGAUCUUUUGCAACAGCAACAAACAGAAGUGGUUCAAGAGUUGGAGUAUCAGAUCAGCCUCCUCAACAAUGAAAAGCAGAGCCUAGCUGAGCAGAUUAAGAAGCUGCAGAGUGAAAUUCAGACACUAAAGCGGACGGUGUCAUCCCCACCUCCAACUGACCGACCAUCUCUGGACCUAAGCUCCCAGAAUGCAUCUAACCCCUCCUCCUCCUGCAACACUUCCUCUACUGACCCCAUCUCUAUGCCACCUACAGAUAAUGGCCAGUAUCUGGACAUUCGGGGUGUUUCAGAGCCUGAAAAUGACCCUGACUCCCCCUCUACUCAGAACACAUCACAGCCCCACUCACAAUCCCACAACAAGCUUAAGAGUCGGCUUCCUGUUCAGUUUGAUCAGCCGAACAGGUGAGUGAAGAAUUGUCCCCCAGCCUUCCAGCAGGCCCUGCUUUCCUUCUGCAGAAUGUGCUACAGCCGUCUGGGAGCAGAGGUUUCCCGCAUUGCAGACAGCGAGGAGAGUGUGAUGUUAAUGCUGGGCCGCUGUCUCCCGCACAUCGUCCCCAAUGUCCUCCUUGCUAAACGAGAGAGAAUGGUUGCACCUCUUUGCCAGGAGUUAAUUCCACUUAUCUUAUGUACCGCCUGCCUUCACCCAGAGCCUAAAGAGCGAGACCAGCUCCUUCACAUCCUCUUUAACCUAAUCAAGAGACCAGAUGAUGAGCAGAGACAAAUGAUCUUGACGGGAUGUGUCGCAUUGCAAGACAUGUGGGUCCAACCUCGUGUCGAGGCUGAAUUACUUCCCCAGUGCUGGAACAGAUUAACCACACAAUAUCCAGAGAGAAGAUUGUUGGUGGCAGAGUCCUGUGGAGCCUUAGCGUACCUGCCUAAGGAGAUCCGUAGCUCCUUGGUAUUAUCCAUGUUACAGCAGAUGCUCGCUGAGGAUAAAGCUGACAUGGUCAGAGAAGCUGUAGUCAAGAGUUUGGGUAUUAUCAUGGGUUACAUAGAUGACCCUGACAAGUACUCUCAGGUAUGUGUUUGAAGGGGAGAGGUUUUCGAGCUGAUGCUGCUGUCACUUGGGGAACCAUCAGAGCGGGUGGUCAGUGCAGUCCACCAGGUUCUUAUCCCUGCCUUUGCUGCCUGGACCACAGACUAGGCACUCUGCACACUGCACUUAUCCCCUCUUCUGCUAGCACGUAUAGAGAAACUACUUAUGCAAGGAGAACACGGUCUGGAUGAACACACGCUGCAUGUGUUCCUGUGCCUGCAGUCUCUCAUCCCUCCUCUGUUUGCUGUGGUGCUACAGAAUGCACCUUUCACCAGCAGAGCCAAACUCCACGGAGAUAUCCCUGUUUCCUUAGUGACCCGGUUCCCCAGGCCAGCCUCACCCCUCCAAGAUGUGGACAUCAUAGGCAGCAGGGAGAUGUUGAGUGCCCUGCUGCUCCUUUUGAUCACCAGCUUGAACAUGAAGGAACCAACUGGCUGGGAGAGCCUGCUUUGGGUUGUCAAUCAGCUCCUUCCUCAGCUAAUAGAGAUUGGGUCGCAUCAAUGUGAAUCAUCGACAUGCGUCCAUGAAUUCUCUCGCUUCUUCUGGAGAUUCUGCCGCACCUUUGGCAAGAUUUUUACCAACACUAAGGUUAAACCACAGUUCCAAGAGAUUCUCAGACUAUCUGAAGAGAAUGUUGAUGCUUCAGCAGGAAAUGGUAUUCUCAAAGCCACCGUCCCCAUCUAUGCCACUGGAGUGCUGACAUGUUAUAACCAGGAGGAGGAUCGUAAGUUGUUGGUGGGUUUUCUGGAGGAUGUCAUGACAACCCUGUCUUUGUCCCAUGCACCUUUGGAUAGCCUGAAGGCCUCAUUUGUAGAACUGGGUGCUAACCCAGUGUACCAUGAACUGUUGCUGACUGUUCUCUGGUAUGGUGUAGUCCACACGUCGGCGCUGGUUCGUUGUACUGCUGCACGGAUGUUUGAGCUGCUGGUGAAGGGGGUGAAUGAGACGCUGGUAGCUCAGAGAGUGGUGCCGGCUCUCAUCACACUGUCCUCCGACCCUGAAAUCUCAGUGAGGAUAUCCACUAUUCCCGCGUUUGGAACCAUUAUGGAGACUGUCACGCAAAAAAAGCUACUAGAGCGUGUAAAAAUGCAGCUGGCAUCGUUUCUGGAAGACCCUCAGUACCAGGAUCAGCACUCUUUGCACAUGGAGAUUAUUAGGACAUUUGGGAGGGUCGGACCUAAUGCAGCACGCUUUAGAGAUGAGUUCGUGCUGCCACACCUUCACAAGCUGGCAUUGGCUAACAACAGCCAGACGGUGGAAAAGAGGAUCGACAUCGCAACACAGCUGUUUGAGGCCUACAGCGCCCUCUCUUGUGUGUUCAUUUCUGAGGAGGUGAUGGUCAACCACUUCCUGCCUGGCCUCAGGUGUCUCCGGGCUGACAUGGAGCAGCUCUCUCCCGACCACGAGGUCAUUCUGAGUUCUAUGGUCAAAGAGUGUGAAAUCAAGGUGGAAAACAGAGGAAUGGGAGAUGCACAGGGAUCGAUGUCCAUUGCAUCCAGUUUGGUGGGAGAAGAUGCCCAGACCAAGUUCCUUAAGAUGGGUCAACUAACCACCUCUGGCGCGAUGCUUGCCAACGUCUUCCAGAGAAAGAAGUGAUUAUUACAACACUGACUGACCGUUACACCUAACUGACAACCCCCGCUGUCCUGACAAGAUUUUCAUUUAACUGGAAACACUAUUGGCUGAUCUUAAAAGUAGAAGAGCCCGCGGUGUUUUGUUUUUUCGGUUUUUAGAGCAGAGGGUUUGCUGAAAUUAAAAGGUGAACAGUAAUGAUUUUUUUUGCAGUUAAAGCUGGGGUUCUUACCUGUGCUCAUUUUCUCUCGUUAAUCUUAAUCAAGGAGAACAGUGCUGUCAGGGAAUAGGGUUUUCCUUAACGGAGUAGUGUUGUUAACAUUGUCGUUUCAGAGUGCGGGUUGACAGCGGUAGGUUCUGAACAGUAUUGAGAUUCACCCUUAAUGAUAACAAGGGACUGUCGAUAUGUCUCUGGGUCAAAAGUAUCGAUGGAUUUCAUUUAAUUCUCAGUGCAGUACUUCUUGUUUCAGAGGAUUUUCACUUGAAUCAAGAAACAUGCAAGGUCUAGUGGAUUUCAUUUUCUUUUUUUCUUUUUUUUUAAUUGGGGCUAUUUUAGAGGGAAGGGUUCUGUUGCUAUGGCAUUUGGUAUGUGACAUUCAUACUGAAAGACAACAGAACGACUGUCAGUCUGUUAAAAAGCCUCUGUACAGUGUGUCUGUACGGCUCAGAUGUAUCGCCUACUUGAAGCUAUAAAAGUACCGUCUUGCCUUGAUUUCUGUCUGACUGGUUUUGGUUGUGAUAGCUUCUAUUUAUAACUUAUUAUGUCUUAAUGAAGAAAAACAUACUUUAACUUCCAAAGAAUUUGCACUUCACUUUACUAUUUUGUUCCUGUAUAUAUAUGUUUUGUUUUGUUUCAGAGUCUUAUACAUUAUGAAGAUUAUCAUCCUGUUAAUGGAAAUUUUUUUUUGUUUAUCUGUUUAUCAAUGUGAAAGCUGAAGAGAACAUGACCUAAUUAUUCCCUCUCUGUUGCAUCUUGUCUCUCUGUGUUGCAGUGUCUCUGAUACUUGUACCUUUUUUUUUCUAAAGUGGGUUUUGGGUUUUUUCUUCUGUUACUUUUUGGAUAUGCCUUACGAGAAACGGUAAAUAACUGUAUAUACACUGAACUGAGGAGAAUGGUACUCAUCAUGUAUAUUUGAAAUUGGUGUCAUGUGUAAUAAAGAUGGAGAUGAGUUGUGUACUUUAAUC
Messenger RNA from Sphaeramia orbicularis (orbiculate cardinalfish), 4876 nucleotides. RefSeq names its product RAB11 binding and LisH domain, coiled-coil and HEAT repeat containing (gene relch). Gene Ontology annotation, cellular component: recycling endosome; trans-Golgi network. The record is from RefSeq and is a predicted model, not a curated record. NCBI's taxonomy places the organism in Eukaryota, Metazoa, Chordata, Actinopteri, Kurtiformes, Apogonidae. Gene Ontology annotation, molecular function: protein binding. Gene Ontology annotation, biological process: intracellular cholesterol transport.